Molecule: messenger RNA, 1855 nt
Organism: Plodia interpunctella (Indianmeal moth)
Lineage: Eukaryota; Metazoa; Arthropoda; Insecta; Lepidoptera; Pyralidae
Product: G-protein coupled receptor Mth2-like
Exons: 8
Coding region: 19-1434 (471 amino acids)
Biological process (GO): cell surface receptor signaling pathway; G protein-coupled receptor signaling pathway
Cellular component (GO): membrane
Molecular function (GO): G protein-coupled receptor activity
Source: RefSeq, a predicted model, not a curated record
UUCAUCGCAGUCUCUCAUAUGACUCGCUUCAUGAUGUUAAGUGUACUAGUUUUAAUUUUGGCCUACAAUAUUUAUAGUACAAAUGCGUUUGACAACCUUUGUGAUGCUUGUAUACCGAAAUGUUGUCCGGAAAAUCAAAUAGUUUACAAGAAAAAUAAGUGUGUUGCUCGAGAAAAGGCGAUGGUUUCAGAUAUAUCAAGUUUUCCAGUUUUUACUGACACUAUUCAUGCAACGGGGAAAAAAUUGAAAGAUUAUUUCAAACUUGCGCCCAGGAAGUUUUCAGAUGAAAAUUUUAGACGCGAAGUGUAUAACGUGAACGGUGUUGGUUUUAAUGUCUACUUAACUGAGAACCGAUCCGUGUUUUUGGAGAAGCCGAAUGCUUUCGAUAGGUGGAUGCAAGUGAAGCCGGCUAACUAUUGUCUGGACUUCAUAUAUCCCGGGAAAGAUGUCCAGGUUUGGGCUCAACUCGAGACAGAUGAGAUGGAAGACACCGUUUACAUAACUACACAUCGGUUUAUUACAGGAAUGAUAAUAUCGUGCGUGUUCCUGGUCCUGGUGCUGGUGGUGUACUCCCUGCUGCGGGAGUUGCGCAACCUGUGCGGGAAGGUGCUCAUGGCGUACGUGUUCUGUCUCCUCAUGAGCUUCCUGUCGCUCGCCGUCAUACUGGCGAACGAUUUAGAUCUCAAAUCGUGUAUAGCAUUCGCGUUUAUAGGGUAUUUCUUUUUUAUCACGACUUUUUGUUGGAUGAACAUAAUGUCGUACGAUAUCUGGUGGACGUUCAGAGGUUAUGACAAAGUUCGUCCUAUACAUCGUCGCGGAGAGAACUAUAAAUUCUGUAUGUAUUGCAUGUAUGGUUUCGGAGUACCGUUGGGCAUGACUAUUCUCAUGGGAGUAAUCAACAGUCUCGACCUCAGGCACAUACCUUGGUUCGUUACUCCCAACAUACCUGAAUCUGGGUGUUUCCUUUCAGGAGGCCAAAAACUAGUCUAUCUGUACGUGCCGCUUCUGAUAAUGAAUCUGUUCAACUGGAUAUUCUUCGUGAUGACUGCCCUCAACAUCUGGCGACUGAAUCGUGACAGUGCGAUUCUGAACUCUUCUGCGGCUGCCACCACUGCUGCUUACCUCUCGCAGCGUCAGAGACUGAUGGUGUACCUAAAGCUGUCAAUCCUGAUGGGCCUAAACUGGGUGCUGGAAGUGGUGAGCUCGUUCAAGCCGCAGCUCCGCGUGUGGUACAUCACCGACACCUACAAUAUGCUCAUCGGCCUCUCCAUCUUCCUCAUCUUCGUCUGCAAGAAGAAGAUCUUCAGGAGACUUAUUGAGGAGUUGCAGAGAUGUCGCGAUUGCAGCCGCCGUCACUUCAUCAACCAUUCGUCUUGUUCGGUGUUCAGCCCUGAUGCCACGCGAAUUUCUUUCAAUCCAAAUGGUGUGGCGUAGCUUGUAUCAUAAGGAAUAAUUGCUAUUACAUUUUGCAAGAUGUAAUGUGUAAAUAAGUAAGCGCCAUAAGCUAAACAAAAAAUCUGGUUAAGCGACGUAGUGCGUAUGCGCAAUGUUCCGAAGAAUGUACAGUAAAAUACAAUAACACGCAAGAAUAGUAUUUACUUCCAGAUUUAAAUGACUAACAACUAUAACUAGGUACGUACCUAAGCUACCAUAAUAUUAAAUUACUUUCAAUUCCGAAUAAUUUACAUCGAUUUUGUAAGAUUAUUGUUUAAAUACGUUAACGUGUGAAGAAGCUUGAAUAUAACAGCGAUUGUUUUUUUUAUAUCAAACACAUCGCUCCAGUUGUAGGAUCGACCAAAGGAUGUUGUUAAAAAUAGAUUGAUGACCAAAUAAAAUUGCUCACUGUCAUUAUUAU